AUGAUGAGGAAUUCUUUCAAGUUAAAGUUGAGAAACAUGUUUCUUUUAUGGACCAUCAUCAAUAUGAAUUUUUGGGUCAAAGGAGCACCUGCUUUGACAAAAGUUGGAAACCAUAUUACUGAAGAAACCAAGAUUGUUAAAGAUCCUGAUCAUACGGAUAACCUGCUUAAGCAUGUUCAACUUCAAUCAGCCAAUGCGGUAAAUAGGAUCGAAGAUGGUACAAACCUUGGACGUUCUACGGAUCUUGGUAAUGUAAGAGCAAGUUCUGAAGACCCAAAAGUUGUGGAUAAUUCUCAAACGAAUGGAAUGGAAAUGAAAGAUCGGUUAAUGGAAUCCUUUUCAGAUAAAGAAGAAAUUAUGGAUUUAAAAUAUUUGAGGGUCAUUGAUCUAGAUCCGAUUUUUAAAUCUCAUAAACUUUUUGAUUGGAAUGUGAAAUUUCUCAAACCAUCACAACUCAAGUACCUUUCAACUGAUGAGACGAUCAGAUACGUAGCAGAAAGAGAUACGAUUUUAUCAAAGGAGGUGAUGAAGUUGUAUAAGAUUGGAAAAGAAUACGAACGAGCUGAAGAAAAUGCAUUCGGCUUGGCUAUAGAUGGUAAGGAUGGUGAGGGGGUAGUGAAGGGAAUGGAACGGGAUUUGUUGGAGCGUGGAAGGUCUGGAAAAGAUGCUAAGAUGGUUUCUAGGAUCACUUGGAUUUAUUCCAAGUUGAAAACAAACCCGUCAACUGGUUUAGAACAAGCUGUUCAAAAACUUCAGGAGGCUCGAAAGUCUUACCUUGAAGUUUAUCGCCAUACCGUUCAUCAUAUCAUUAACUCUGUUUUAUGGGACCGAUUCACAUCGGGAGAAAUCUUGAAGCUUACCGAUAAGCAGUAUGUGAGAAAGGCAGCAUUAUAUGACAAAGAUACAAAUAAAAAUCAUGGCCAAUGGUUGAAGAAUGAAAAAAGUUUACGUGAACUAGUCAAAAGCACUCGAUCAAAAUUGUCGCCUACAUUUAUUCGAGAUGGUGAACAGAUACUCAAGAGUAAGAUAGAUGAGACAUACUCAAAAUUGAUAAAAGAAUUAAAACUUAAAGGAAAAGAGAUUGAUGAGAUAAGUAUACAGGAUCUUGCUGAGAGGGAAAUUAUUAAAAAAGAAGCAAAGGGUUCAGAGUAUCAAGAGUUUCAUCACGUUGGUAUUAGGGAGAUUGAGAGAUUGGAAAAAAUCACUGAGAAAUUCAAGAGAUUGGCUUUGAGAAGUGCUGAUAAGUUUUAUAAAGGUCUUGGGGUUUUGAAAUCGUCAGAGUUGAAAUACAAAGCUUGGUCAUUUAGAAAGUUUUUUAAAGGAUGGAGAUAUAAGGGUUGGACAUUGACAAACUUCUUUAAAAGGUUGUUUCCUUGGUUUUUUUAG
This is a messenger RNA of Melampsora larici-populina 98AG31, 1386 nucleotides long. RefSeq lists its product as uncharacterized. Lineage: Eukaryota; Fungi; Basidiomycota; Pucciniomycetes; Pucciniales; Melampsoraceae. The coding region runs from base 1 to 1386 and encodes 461 amino acids. The record is from RefSeq and is a predicted model, not a curated record. The transcript is spliced from 4 exons.